Molecule: messenger RNA, 1365 nt
Organism: Sphenostylis stenocarpa
Lineage: Eukaryota; Viridiplantae; Streptophyta; Magnoliopsida; Fabales; Fabaceae
Source: the annotation of a GenBank genome assembly
AUGAGCAAGCGCCAAGAAGAUGAGACUAACAUAGCUACUAACCUCGACUCCAGAUUCAAUCAGACCCUCAGAAAUGUUCAAGGGUUACUCAAAGGUCGCAGUAUACCCGGUAAAAUAUUAUUGAGCCGUCGGUCAGACCCUCCGGAUAACUCAAAGAUAUCAAAUAACCCAAAAUCAAAGACAUCCUCACCAAUUUACAAACGGAGCUUUUCCUACAAUGAUGCUGGUCCAAGUAAUCACACAUCUGGGGCAGUUGAGGAGGAAUUUCACAGUACAAGCAAACCGAUUAGUAUUGCCAAUGCCAGGAAGCUAAAAGUGUCAACUUCCUUUGGAGGUAGCCUGUCUGAAGAAAUCCGCAAGUCUACCAUGGGUGCUAGAGCUACGGAUUCUGCAAGGGUUAUGAAGUUCACUAAGGUGCUUUCUGAGACAGUGGUUAUAUUAGACAAGUUGCGUGAAUUAGCUUGGAGUGGUGUUCCAGACAAUAUGCGUCCAAAAGUGUGGAGACUUCUGUUGGGAUAUGCACCACCUAAUUCAGAUAGAACGGAGGGAGUUCUAAGAAGGAAGCGCCUUGAGUAUCUUGACUGUAUAUCUCAGUAUUAUGAUAUUCCAGAUAGUGAACGUUCAGAUGAUGAGGUCAACAUGCUUCGUCAGAUUGGUGUUGAUUGUCCAAGAACUGUACCUGAUGUUCCAUUCUUCCAGCAACAGCAAGUUCAGAAAUCAUUGGAACGUAUUCUGUAUGCAUGGGCCAUUCGGCAUCCAGCAAGUGGAUAUGUUCAGGGGAUAAAUGACCUUGUUACACCAUUUUUGGUUGUUUUCUUGUCAGAAUAUUUUGAAGGGGAUAUAGAUAAUUGGUCAAUGUUUGAUUUAUCUCCAGAUACAAUCUCUAAUAUAGAGGCAGACUGCUACUGGUGCUUGUCAAAGUUGCUUGAUGGUAUGCAAGAUCAUUACACAUUCGCUCAACCUGGAAUUCAGAGGCUUGUUUUUAAGUUGAAGGAAUUGGUCAGGAGGAUUGAUGAGCCUGUUUCGCGGCAAAUGGAGGAUCAGGGACUUGAAGUUCUUCAGUUUGCUUUCCGCUGGUUCAACUGUCUUCUUAUCCGUGAGAUACCAUUCCAUCUCAUCACACGCCUUUGGGACACAUAUUUAGCUGAAGUAGAAGCCUUACCAGACUUCCUAGUAUAUAUAUUUGCCAGCUUCCUUCUAACGUGGUCAGACAAGCUCCAGAAAUUUGAUUUUCAAGAAUUGGUAAUGUUCCUUCAGCGCCUCCCAACAGAGAAUUGGACUCACCAGGAGCUUGAGAUGGUGCUUUCCCGGGCAUUUAUGUGGCACACCAUGUUCAACAACUCUCCUAGCCAUUUAGCUAGCUGA